GGCCGCCAUUGUACAAGCCUACAUAGGUGGUCUUGGUGAAAGCGAUGGACAUAUCGUCCGAGUAUAUAUCCAUAGGUGGAAAUAGAAAUCCUGCAGCUGCGGCUUGGGACGUCGAGGGUGGGAGCUUUCUGGCCUUCGGUGCCGACAAUGCCAUUGCACUGUGGGAUCCCUUGGAAGAAAGCCUUCGUGGCGUGAGAUUACUGUUAAAUGGCCAUAAGAAAUCGGUAAACGCAGUUACAUUCUUUCCCACUGGGUCUAAAGACACGUCCAUCAUCCUCAGCGGCUCCGCAGACCACACCCUCCGGAUAUGGCGUGGCCAGAUGGAACCAGUCCUUUCAUUCGACCUUGUAAAGACCAUUACCGAGCACCAGGGUCCCAUCACCCGGAUUGCCACUCUACCAGGCUGCGACAUCUUUGUCACAGGAGCCUCGGACGGCACCGUCAAGAUCUGGAAGCUCCUGCACGACGCCUCCUUCUCAGAACUAGAUGUCCAACUUCUCCAAACCAUCACAUUAACCCCCAAGUACUUCCCCCUAGCCGUAGCACUCACCUCCCUGGACGCCUCUACCCUCCUCCUCGCCGUAGCCGGCACAAGAAGCAUCAUUCAAAUCUUCACCUCGUCGUCCACCUUUCAGGACACCAGUCCGGACAUCAACUUCGCUCUCUGCGCCACCCUAACCGGCCACGAAGGCUGGAUCCGCGCUCUAGAUUUUGUGCGUGAAUCCACCUCCCAGGACAGCGACCUUCUGCUCGCCUCCGCCAGCCAGGACAAAUAUAUCCGGCUGUGGCGCGUCCACAAGGGUGCAGAACUGCCCGCUGCGAGCAGCGCCUUGAACGAUCCCGCGUUAGGCGUGCUGGGGAGGUCGUCGCUGUCGAACAAGGCGCACAGGUUUGAGACGGUUGCCGGGGACAAGUACAGUAUUACUUUUGAGGCGCUGUUGUUGGGGCAUGAAGAUUGGAUUUAUACGGCCAGUUGGCGGAGGCAUGCGAGUGGGAAGUUGCAGCUGCUGUCGACGAGUGAGGAUAACUCGCUGGCCAUCUGGGAGGCGGAUCCCGACUCCGGGGUGUGGGUGUGUAUCACGCGGUUGGGGGAGAUUAGUGCGCAGAAGGGGUCGACGACGGCGACGGGGAGUGCGGGUGGCUUCUGGAUCGGCCUCUGGGCACCUGAUGGGAGGAGUGUAGUGUCUCUCGGCAGAACGGGGAGUUGGCGGAAGUGGACCUUUUCUGCGGAGAAGGACAUGUGGGAGCAGCAGGUGGCGAUUACGGGACAUGUGAGGGAGGUGAGGGGAGUGUGUUGGUCAAGAGAUGGGUCAUAUCUGCUGUCAACAGGCUCGGAUCAGACGACGAGACUGUUCGCCGAGUGGAAACAUGACGCACAUUCGUCGUGGCAUGAAUUCUCACGGCCACAGAUCCACGGUUACGACCUCAACUGCAUCGACUCCAUCACGGAUUCGCAGUUCAUAUCAGGAGCGGACGAGAAAUUACUCCGCGUAUUCGACGAGCCAAAGGCUGUGGCUAUGCUUCUCCAGAACCUUUGCGGCAUCCAGCGUUCAACGACCACCGAAGAACUUCCCGACGCCGCCAACAUCCCUGUUCUUGGUCUCUCCAACAAGGCCAUUCAAGCCGUAGACGACAACGCUGACAAUCAAGCCGAUGGCACCAAUGCCGAAGACGAAGGAGAAGAUGCUACAACCCCCGACCCCUCCGCCACUAUUCGCAAAUCCACCCUCGCCCUCUCCCACCCACCGCUUGAAGAUCAUCUCGCGCGGCAUCUCCUCUGGCCUGAGACUGAGAAGUUGUACGGCCAUGGCUACGAGAUUUCCGCCGUCGCGACCUCGCCUGACGGUACACUCAUCGCAACGGCCUGUCGCGCCAGUUCCAUCGAUCACGCUGUUAUCCGUCUUUAUAAUACGAAAGAGUGGCUGGAGGUGAAGCCGGCGUUGAAGGCGCACUCUCUUACUGUUACCGGGCUGCAAUUCUCGCCGGAUGGGAGCUAUCUGUUGAGCGUGGGGAGGGACAGGCAGUGGGUUGUUUGGGAGAGAAAUCAGGACGGGGCGUUUGUGUUGAAGUUCAGUAACCCCAAGGGACAUAGCCGGAUGAUAUUGGGGUGUUCGUGGGCUUCCUCAAGCCAAGGAUCGGGACUAAAGUUUCCAACAUUCCUGACAGCAGGGAGGGAUAAGACCGUCAAGAUCUGGCAGAUUGCAGAAGAUGGAGAGGUCAAACUCCGGGCGACCGUAACGGCAAAGGCAGCAGUUACCGCUGUGCAGUGUAAUGUUUUCGCUCCCUCCGGAGGGUUGGUAUUUGCCUACGGUACCGAUGACGGAGAGAUCGGCAUUGGAAGGGCGGAUGCUGAGAAGGUGGAGGACUUGCAGGUCACUCUUGUUGAUGCGAAGAUCAGCCCUGCGAGGACAGUUAAUCAGUUGGCGUGGAGGCCGAAGAGGCAGGAAAAGAACGAGAGCGGAACUUGUGAGCUCGCUGUUGCAAGCGAUGAUUCGUCGGUGAGGAUAUAUACGGUCUCAGAGUCAUAGAGCGUAGUCGGGACGCAAAGUCGCAGUAGACGACUUUCGACUUUCGACAUGAUUAUAAGACGACUCUUCCUGACUUUACAUCCAGAUAUGCAGAAGGCUA
Westerdykella ornata is the source of this 2628-nucleotide messenger RNA. RefSeq names its product WD40 repeat-like protein. The transcript has 2 exons. NCBI's taxonomy places the organism in Eukaryota, Fungi, Ascomycota, Dothideomycetes, Pleosporales, Sporormiaceae. Bases 45 to 2528 code for a protein of 827 amino acids. Gene Ontology annotation, cellular component: elongator holoenzyme complex. Gene Ontology annotation, molecular function: protein binding. The record is from RefSeq and is a predicted model, not a curated record. Gene Ontology annotation, biological process: tRNA wobble uridine modification.